Molecule: messenger RNA, 882 nt
Organism: Rosa chinensis
Lineage: Eukaryota; Viridiplantae; Streptophyta; Magnoliopsida; Rosales; Rosaceae
Product: cyclin-dependent kinase B1-1-like
Exons: 5
Coding region: 1-882 (293 amino acids)
Biological process (GO): protein phosphorylation; signal transduction; regulation of G2/M transition of mitotic cell cycle
Cellular component (GO): cytoplasm; nucleus; cyclin-dependent protein kinase holoenzyme complex
Molecular function (GO): ATP binding; cyclin binding; cyclin-dependent protein serine/threonine kinase activity
Source: RefSeq, a predicted model, not a curated record
AUGGCCUUUUGGCUUGUGGUUAAUGUAUGUGUUUCAAAAUUCAAUCGGAGGGGCCUUGAAGUUGCCCGGCGCGAAUGCGGGUUCCUGGACGAGCUAUCCGGGUCGGGUCAUGUUAUCAAGAAAGUGGAGGAAAUUCCGAACUCCGGUGAGCGACUCGCCGUCACGGUGGUCUACGAAGCUCUCGCCGCGACAAGUUUGAGGCGGUUCUUGGACGCCAACCCCGAACAGUCUCUGGAGCUCCGGGUCGUCAAAUCGAUCACAUACCAAAUCUUGAAGGGUUUGGCCGACGCUCACGGCCUGGGUAUUUUUCACCGUGAUAUACGGCCCAGUAAGAUCGUCAUCGCGGUCGCCGACAAUGGGUUAUUGACGGUCAAAAUAGUGGAUUUCAGGGAUGCCAGAAGGGUGGGUCGACCGGAACCCGUCACUCCAACUAGAGACAUCGAAAAGGUAAAUCUUUACUACCAGUCGCCGGAGCAACUCAUGGGCUCCACAAGCUACGGCGCCGCCGUCGACAUGUGGGUUGUCGGAUGCAUUCUUGCCGAGUUGGCAGAUAGGUGCAGGGUUUUGUUCCCUGGAAUGAACCUUAUUGAUUCAAACAGGACUCUAAUUCAACCCAGGGAGCAGGAUACCGGGACACAGUAUCUAGGUCAGCUAUACAAGAUUUUCAGUAUACGCGGUACUCCUCGCCUUCACCUUCUACCAGCAAAUGUAGCUGGCUUUCUGGACUGGGAGACUGUCCCUCGGUUUCGCAGAGCCAACCUCCUCCGACGUUUCCCGAUGCUUGGUGUUUCUGGCAAUCGGCUCCUGGCGCGUUUGUUGAGCUACUCUUCAGUAGAAAGGCUGUCAGCUGCUGCCGCGAUUGAGCACAACUUUUUCGAUUAG